GGAAGGAAGUGUGUCUUGCAGAUCAUUCGAUGCACCCUGGCCCCCGCACCGUUCUCCGAGAGCCCAUCUGCUAUCCCCAAAAUUGUCCAGUUUCAGAUCCCCCAAACCAUCAAGAAGUGCCCGUGUCCGUGCCACCGCUUUGGGGGCCAACUUCCGAUGCCUCGGGACCAGGCAGUGAUGCCCUACUGGGUGCCCAGGGUCCUGAGGUUUCAGAAGCAGGUGGUGAAGAGGCAGCCGAGUUUGAAAGGUAGCCAAGAAACCCCCCUGGACGGGCUCCCCCGGCACAGGUGCUGGCAGGUCUGCUGUGACGUGCGCCUCCUGUUCCCAUGGCAGCAGCCCCAGGCCCCUCUCCAGGAUGAGCCGCCGGCCUCAGGGCGGGGAGCCAGCCUCUUGGCUCUGCUGCUGCCCCUUGGCCUCCUGACCCUCCUGCAGGCUGUCAUGAGGCUCCUCCGUCACUUUUGGGGGGUGUGAAGUUGGAAUGUUCAGCGACUGUCAAGAACAUCAGUGAGAGUGUUAGGACAAUCAAGACUUUAAGGAAAGUCCCCAGAUCAGGAAGACUCUGUGAUGUCCGCUGUUUUCUCAUAUGAUGUAAUUAAUACCCUAGAUCCAAUCCAAAUUCUUCAUCAUCAGGGAUUCUUAGUCGUAGUGGAGUUGGGAGAUGUUGUUAUGAAUGUCAAUAAAUAUUAUUUGUGAAGCUCUAA
This is a messenger RNA of Carlito syrichta (Philippine tarsier), 701 nucleotides long. RefSeq names its product chromosome unknown C16orf95 homolog (gene CUNH16orf95). The record is from RefSeq and is a predicted model, not a curated record. Bases 157 to 471 code for a protein of 104 amino acids. The transcript has 6 exons. Lineage: Eukaryota; Metazoa; Chordata; Mammalia; Primates; Tarsiidae.